CUUCCCACACCAAAACCGAAAACAAAAACAAAAACAAAAGCAAAAACCUAUUUCCUUUGUUUCUUCUCACAAUUCUUGUUCCUGUUUCAUGGCAGUGGAUAUGGUGGAUCCUGUUCCCAGAACCAGGAUGGAGGAACAAUUAGCAAUACAAGAAGCUGCUUCCGCUGGUUUGAAAAGCAUGGAGCAUCUCAUUCGCCUCCUUUCUCCCUCUCCCUGCAAUUCUUCUUCUUUUUCUUCUAACAACAACAACCUCGACUGCUCCCAAAUCACCGACUUCACCGUCUCCAAGUUCAAACAGGUCAUUAACCUUCUCAACCGCACCGGCCACGCCCGCUUCCGCCGUGCACCGUCCCAACCCCAACCCCAGGCCCCACCGCAACCAAACCCACAACCACAACUUCAAGCCCAACCUCAAACCCAACAAGGUUUCACUUUGGAUUUCGUUAAACCCACCAUUCUCAACUCUAAGCCCUGCAACAAAGACGAAACUCUCACUCUCUCCACAACCACCACCACCUCCUCUUCCUUUUUAUCCUCCGUCACCAACGACGCCAGCGUCUCCGACGGAAAGAUCGGUCCUUUCCUCCCUCCCUCCGCCGCCAAACCUCCUCUCUCCUCAUCCCACCGGAAAAAGUGCCGCGACGCCGCGCUCUCCGCCAAACCCUCCUGCCACUGCUCCAAGAAAAGGAAAUCACGCGUGAAACAAUCCAUCAGAGUCCCGGCGAUAAGUUCCAAGAUCGCCGACAUCCCGCCGGACGAGUACUCGUGGAGGAAGUACGGGCAAAAACCGAUCAAGGGUUCACCUUUUCCUCGUGGGUACUACAAGUGCAGCACCGUCAAAGGGUGUCCGGCGAGGAAGCACGUGGAGCGCGCGCAAGAUGACCCGAAGAUGCUGAUAGUGACGUACGAGGGCGAGCACCGUCACGCGCUUCCGUUGCCUGCCGCUACCGGCGGUGGUUUCGGGCUUUGAGCUUGUUAGCCAACGGCGUGGUGUCGGAAACUCGAGGGAAGUGCCCGUCCGGCCGUGACGGUAACGGCGGAUGCGAGGAAGCGCGGAAAAGUUGGGUUGGAAGUCAACUUUUGCGGUGUGGACUUUGACGGAGUCGUCUAAAUUUGACGAGGACUUUUGUGUAAAUUUGACCCGAAAUGAAAUGAAAAUAUAGUGAAUCGUUUUUUAUUUAUGCAAACGAGGCAUUUAUUUAUUU
Messenger RNA from Vigna umbellata (rice bean), 1205 nucleotides. RefSeq names its product putative WRKY transcription factor 17. Gene Ontology annotation, molecular function: DNA-binding transcription factor activity; sequence-specific DNA binding. The record is from RefSeq and is a predicted model, not a curated record. Gene Ontology annotation, biological process: regulation of DNA-templated transcription. Lineage: Eukaryota; Viridiplantae; Streptophyta; Magnoliopsida; Fabales; Fabaceae.